Molecule: messenger RNA, 1497 nt
Organism: Echinops telfairi (small Madagascar hedgehog)
Lineage: Eukaryota; Metazoa; Chordata; Mammalia; Afrosoricida; Tenrecidae
Gene: LARP7
Product: La ribonucleoprotein 7, transcriptional regulator
Exons: 10
Coding region: 143-1270 (375 amino acids)
Biological process (GO): RNA processing
Cellular component (GO): nucleus
Molecular function (GO): mRNA binding
Source: RefSeq, a predicted model, not a curated record
GGACGGUGUCGCUCACGCUAUGACGCGAAAUUAAGCACGACUUUAGCUCGGAAGGCGGCAAGGGCUGAAGGGCGCAGUCUCUGAUCCCGUGCUUGGGGAAUUGAACCGAUUACAAGCGGCCUGUAGGAUUGCUCAAGUUGGAAUGGAAUGUGAACACGGUGAUCCAGUGAAGUUGAUGGAAGAGGAAAGUACAGAGAAGAAAAAGGAUGUGGAGAAGAAGAAGCGGUCCCGUGUCAGACAGGUGCUCACUGAUAUCGUGAAGCAAGUGGACUUCUGGUUUGGAGACGCCAACCUCCACAAGGACCGAUUUCUUCGUGAACAGAUAGAAAAAUCUAGAGAUGGAUAUGUGGAUAUAUCACUUCUUGUGUCAUUUAACAAAAUGAAAAAAUUGACUACUGAUGGGAAAUUAAUUGCCAGGGCAUUGAAAAGUUCAGCUGUUGUAGAGCUCGACUUAGAAGGCACCAGAAUCAGGAGGAAAAACCCUUUAGGGGAGCGCCCCAAGGAUGAAGAUGAACGCACAGUGUACGUGGAAUUACUUCCCAAAAACGUUAAUCACAGCUGGAUUGAAAGAGUAUUUGGGAAAUGUGGCAACGUGGUUUACAUAAGUAUUCCACACUACAAGUCCACUGGAGACCCAAAGGGGUUUGCUUUCGUAGAAUUUGAAACAAAAGAACAAGCCGCAAAAGCUAUUGAGUCCACAGAAGAGGAAAAGGAUACUGGAGAUAAAGACGGAUCUCUUUCAAAAGCAAAAAGAAAACAUAAGAAAAAGCACAAAGAGCGACAUAAAAUGGGAGAAGAGGUGAUACCGCUGAGAGUGCUGUCAAACAAUGAAGAGUGUCGCCCCCAGGAAGCUAAUGCCAUGGGACCACAGUUUGUGAGUGGAGUGAUUGUGAAGAUCCUCAGUGCAGAGUCUCUACCUGGCAGGAAACUAGUGCGGGAUACUUUGGCAGCGAUCUCAGAAGUUGUGUAUGUUGAUUUGCUAGAAGGAGAUACGGAAUGCCAUGUAAGAUUUAGGACUCCUGCGGAUGCUCAAGCAGUAAUAAGUGCAUACCCAGAAAUCAGCAAAAAGCACAACUGGAAACUGGAGAUCCUUUCUGGUGAUCAUGAACAGAGGUAUUGGCAGAAGAUUCUGGUAGACAGGCAGGCCAAACUGAAUCAGCCUCGGGAAAAGAGAAGAGGCACUGAGAAGUUAAUCACCAAAGCUGAAAAGAUUAGAUUGGCCAAGACUCAGCAAGCAAGUAAACACAUUCGAUUUUUGGAAUAUGAUUGAAAUAAAAAUGGUUUAACCCUGACUAUUUCACUGGAAUGCUACACGAUGAAUGUUGUUCUAAAGCUCCUACAUUUAAUGAAAAAUAUCUUUGUUUCUCAACUUGUAGAUACUUUUUUUAUAGACAAGUACAUUGUAUACCACAUUUUUUCAUUAAACAAUUUGUUGAAACCCAUUUAUAUAAUGUUAGUCUCAGUGUCACUUAACAAAUAAAUGUGUUUUGAACAUUA